AUGGAGAAAGAAAGGGAAAUUUGUCACGUCGGAAAUAACGUCGAAAAUAUCGAAUCAACGAAUGAAAUUUUCAAUUCCGGUUCCUCAACUUCGACGACGACCAUUUCCGGUCACGAGUUUACGGAAACGAGAAAAUCAGAAGAGAUAAAGAAAAAUUUAAAUUGGAUGAGAUGGACUGAAUAUAGUCCUUACGCCAAAGAUAUUAUUAAAAACAGUGAGUAUCGUAAAACCCGAGAGGAAGAGAGAGAGAGAGAGAGAGGGAAGAAGGAAGAGAAAGAGAGAGAGUGA
This is a messenger RNA of Pediculus humanus corporis (human body louse), 288 nucleotides long. RefSeq lists its product as uncharacterized. NCBI's taxonomy places the organism in Eukaryota, Metazoa, Arthropoda, Insecta, Psocodea, Pediculidae. The coding region runs from base 1 to 288 and encodes 95 amino acids. The record is from RefSeq and is a predicted model, not a curated record. The transcript has a single exon.